AUGGUCUCUUUUCCAAAAAUAAGAUUCAGCCGCAAGAUUGGCAACGCGAACCUUUCCAAUCACCGCCAGCGCAGACGAGAACCUUCCCGCAUGAAGAGCUUGUUUCGCAGGUCCAAAAGCAGCGAUUGGGAAAACUGGGCCGAGUUUCACAAAAAGUACCAGUCCGAUGUCUACCGCAAGUCUGCUAACAACCAAUACAACAACUUUUCGAGCACCCCGAGCAAAAAGAGCACCGCCCAAGGCGAAAACAACUUUUUUACCAAGAUGGUGAUGGACUCGUCUCAUCACGGAGGACCCAAACCCAAGACAGCUCAACGACGAGGGAGUGUGGGUGGACAAAGCCGAAGACGAGCGAGUAUUGCCUUUUGA
Molecule: messenger RNA, 369 nt
Organism: Cylindrotheca closterium
Lineage: Eukaryota; Bacillariophyta; Bacillariophyceae; Bacillariales; Bacillariaceae
Source: the annotation of a GenBank genome assembly